Petromyzon marinus (sea lamprey) is the source of this 8331-nucleotide messenger RNA. RefSeq names its product multiple EGF like domains 6 (gene MEGF6). Lineage: Eukaryota; Metazoa; Chordata; Hyperoartia; Petromyzontiformes; Petromyzontidae. The record is from RefSeq and is a predicted model, not a curated record. Gene Ontology annotation, biological process: heterophilic cell-cell adhesion. Gene Ontology annotation, molecular function: protein binding; calcium ion binding; scavenger receptor activity.
AGGCAUGCAAUGUCGCGUUGACAGUAAACUAUUUGAAAUGGGGGCAUGUUUCUCUCGGGGUGAAGUUAUACAUUUUGGGGGGAAGUGUUCCUGUUCAUGUUGUUUUCAUCACUUGAAAAUGAACAAGGCAGAACAAUUGGUACCAACGUGCUAGAGGUAAAUAAUUAUAAGUGUCUCACAUGUACAGACAUGUGUAACGCCUAGACCUUGUAUCAUUAAUCCAUGAUGCGAGGUAUAUGUUUGAAACCAUGAAAUUGCUACGGCUUGAGAGGCCUUCAUCCAGCAGUGGAUAGCUCUUGGAUGAUGAUUAUUAUUAUUAGGAUUGUAAAAUGUAUUUUAAAAGCUCCACAAGCAAACACAUACAUUUUAAAGUAAUGUAUACCCUGUGACAUUACAUUGCAGAGUGAAUGAUCAUGGGAUUUCAAAAUUACCUGAGAUUAGGUUUUGCAAGUUUCUGAAUGUCGUCUGUAUAUUUAUAAUUGCCGCUUGUGUUUAAACUCAAUGGCUGUGCUUGCGACGAUGCAUAUUUUGUCAGAUUAUGAAUUGUUUUGUAAUAACGCACAUUUACCAUAAAGCAACUGCCCGAUGUCAAAAGUAAUAAUGUGCAACGAUUUGCAAAUGUGGCGUGUUGACGACAAACAUACCCCUGUAAAAAUCCCGUGGAAAUGAGUUUGGGAUGAAACAACGGCAAACAAAAAAGAAUGAAACGUUAUUCUGUUCAUGUGCCGGGCAAAGGAAUUUCACUUUGACCAAGUCUACUCGUAACAAAUGAGGGACUUUAAUAAGACACGUUAAAAAUGAAUUACAUUUGCGAUCCAUCAUUCAUGCCUGUGGACCAAGGGAGGGAGGCGCCAGAGGGGGUGAUAUAUCUAUGUACGGUUUUAUAAGGACUAAGAUCGAUUGUUGACUUUCGUGCACAAAAAUAGAAUGAAUGUGAAAGCAUGUUAAUGAAAUAUUGAAUCUCUCAAGUGAUCGACCACAACAUCCAGCCAAGAAAAUUCUUCUGCGUGUUGAUUUUGACCGUAGAUUGUAUGGCUAUGGCUGAUGCUGCCGAGUGGCCUGGCCACUCUCUUGACCACACAACUGUUUAACAGCACGUGGCACUUAGAUUAUGAAGAUGAUGAUAAAGGUAUCAAUAUUUAACACUUUAUCUCAGCAACUUCAUCCCAAUUAAUUAUAACUGAAGCUCAAGCACAAUUUAAGGUUUACAUUUUAAUAAAAUGAAUUUCCCUCACUUAUGCGGUAAUAAAAAAUGCAACUGACUGAAAAUGCGGCGGAAUGUGUAUACUUAGGGCAAUUAUUGAACUUAUUUGAGGAUCAAAAUAAUGAUAUUGAGAGGUGACUUAGAACAGGAUGGAGUGGUUUGGGAAACAAUUAAUUUGAGAGUAAAAUAAACAUAUCAAUGUGCUUUAAGAAGGCGAAUAUGGCCAAUGAAAAAACAAACAGAAAGCUGAAACGUGUACAGAUAAGUGUGGAGAGACGCAUACUUGAAAGUACAAUGAGAGACAGAAAGAUGAACACUUGGAUCAGAGAACGAAAACACGUCAGAGCCUCAGGAAACUUAGCGGGCUGCGGCAGCCAACAUUAAUAGAUCGGUUGACAUCCAACAGAGGAGACUCACGGUGAUGGAAUGACAGCCAAGGACUGUGGAAUUGCAAGACCGUGAGGCUUUCUGAUGGCGUGGGGUGGCCCAGCAUCGAGCUGUGGAUAAAGAAUGGCCAAAACGUCAUCCAUUGUCCCGAUCUCUAUACUAUUAAUGAGUGCCCCGUUACACAAAAUGUCACCUAUUUCAUGUACUUAUUUACAUUUUUAGGACAGUGUUUACUAACUCUCGUAUUAAAGUUGCGUGUGUUUUGUGCUUCCGUACCACUGCCAAUGCGGUACCAGCAAUCAAUGGCACACGUAUCCAAUAUAAUUGAACAACAUUGGCACGGCACAAGUUGAGGAGCUGCUGCUGCCGCCGCUGCUGGUGUGACUCUUAGCACUCGUAUCGGGCACUCGGGAGGAACAAGAUUGUAUUUGACUGCUCGGGGCUAGGGGAGGGGACAGAUGACGCGGAGGAGAAAGCCGGCCAGGCAAAGCGGGCCCCGCAUAUCAUUUAACGCAAGUGACACGAGGAUCACUGUGCUGUCAAACGACACAGGAGGAGGGUGGAGGAGAGAGGCAGGCAGACAGACGUAAAGAUGAAAUCUAAGGUAUAGACAAGCAGAUAUAACAAGCCAGCCGUAGUGAUAAACCAGAGAGAGACAGAUAUCGAAAGACACCGGGAGAAGGCAACUGUGGGUGGAAUGUGUGAAUGCAGGAGAAAGUUUUGAGCCUCCUCAAGUGCAACACAACAGCAGGCACACCGCACCUCCGACUUAGCACGAUUGGCUAUGCACGGUGCGAACAGAAGUUCAACAUAAAUACAUGCACCACCACAGUAGCACAUUCGUCUCAGAGGUUCGCACACGCGCGCGCGCGCGCGCACGUGCACACAGCGAGAAACACAUGCCGAGUCCGCAGUAGGGGUGGCGCUUGCGAGUUGCGAGCGUUCGCGCACAACUCACGGGCACGAGGGAGGGCAAAGCAAAAGAAAGCAGCCCCACAGAGGGCGAGGAGGUGGAAGAGCGGAGCGGCGAGCGCGAGGCAAGCGAGCUUCACUUGCUCAGAGCGCCCGGCGAUGAGGGCCACCGGCGCAUUCGCGGCGCUGCUGUGCGUGGCCGUGUCAGCGGCGCGCGCCACCUCCUACCCAGGGAGGCCCCUGCGCUACCAGCAGAGGGUCAACUGCUUCCCGUGCGUCCCCAUGCGGAGCCCGCACAGAGGCAGGAGCGAGAAUGUCACUGACGUCGACGAGUGCCUGGAGCACAACGGCGGGUGCCAGCACGUGUGCGUCAACACGCCGGGGAGCUACCACUGCGAAUGCCGCCCGGGCACCAAGGUGCACAGCGAUGGCCGCACCUGCGUUUCGGUGAACUCGUGUGCGGUGAACAAGGGCGGCUGCGAGCACGACUGCGUGCAGCUGGGAGGGGGACAAUACCAGUGCAGGUGCCGCCACAACUUCCGCCUCAAAGAAGAUGGGAAGCAGUGCGAACUGAGGAAUCCCUGUGGCGACCGGAACGGAGGUUGCAUGCAGAAGUGCGUCAGCGACGGUGGCGUGGCCAAGUGUCUGUGUCACCCUGGAUACCGGUUGGGUGUUGAUGAAAAGAGUUGUGAUGACAUUGACGAGUGCGAUCUGGAGACCAGCAUGUGCGUGCAUAGCUGCCGCAACACGAGGGGCUCCUUCGUCUGCCAGUGCAACCCCGGCUACGAGUUGGGCUCCGAUGGAAAGCAAUGCUACCGCAUCGAGAUGGAGAUCGUGAACAGCUGCGAGAAAGACAACGGCGGCUGCACGCACACGUGCCAGCACGCGACGCAGGGGCCACGCUGCCUCUGUGACAGCGGCUUUCACCUGGACGUGGACGGCAAGACGUGUAGAGACACCGACGAGUGCUCCGAGGAAGGUUCCUGCUGCGCGCAGUUCUGCAGCAACAACGCCGGAGGCUACGAGUGCGGCUGCCGUGCCGGCUACCGCAUCGGCCUCGACGGAUGCAAUUGUGACGAUGUGGACGAGUGCCUGGCGGAAAACGGGGGCUGUGAACAGCUGUGCCGGAACAAUGAGGGCUCUUACGAGUGCUCUUGCCGCAGGGGCUUCCGCCUGGAUGAGGAGAGGAGGGGAUGCAUCCCUCUGGAGGGGGCCACGGAAGACCAGGGCACGGAGGAGCUGCGUGGGCAGACGCGGCUGAGCAGCACCGUGCGCCUGCGCCCUGUCGAGCAGACCUACCAGUGGGUGCCGCGCGAGGAGGCCGAGUGGGGGGCCUUCGGGGACGCAGAGGCCAGCGAGUACCGCGAGGGGGACAGCGACGAGGAGGAGGAGGGUGACGAUUUCCUCGAUUAUGGACCCCAGGAGCACCGACGUCAGGAGCACACACUCGUCCAGAAAUUCAUUUGCCUGGGCGAGACGUUCGGCCACGACUGCAGCCUCUCGUGCUCCGACUGCCGCAACGGCGGCGGCUGCAGCGAGGGACAGGACGGAUGCGACUGCCUCGCGGGAUGGACGGGCCUCGUGUGCAACGAAACUUGUCCCGAGGGCAAGUUUGGUAGCAACUGUCAGAGUGAGUGCAGGUGUCAGAAUGGAGGCUCGUGUGACCCCGUCAGCGGGAAGUGUCGCUGCCCUCCCGGAGUGUCUGGCGAGCUCUGUGAAGACGGAUGUCCCAAGGGCUUCUUUGGAAAGGCGUGCAACAAGAAGUGCAACUGCGCCAACAACGGACGCUGCCACCGCAUCUACGGAGCCUGUCUGUGCGACCCGGGGCUGUACGGCCGCUUCUGCCACUUGCCGUGUCCUAAGUGGGCGUACGGCCCGAGCUGCUCAUCCGAGUGCCAGUGCGCCAAGGCCAGCACGCAGGAGUGCAACCCCAAGGACGGCACCUGCCGCUGCCACGCUGGCUACCAGGGCAGCCAGUGCCAGGAAGUGUGUGCCGACGGCUUCUACGGCACGGGCUGUCGACUCCCGUGCACGUGCGCCGACGGCGUGGCCUGCGAUCACGUCAGCGGGGAGUGCAAACUGCAGUGCCAGCCCGGAUUUCAUGGCACCGAUUGCCAACUGAAGUGCCCUGCUGGGAGAUUUGGAGGCGGGUGCCAGGCGUCGUGUUCGUGUGGUGGGGCGCCCUGCGAUCACGCCACUGGCCGGUGCUUCUGUCCACCUGGCAAGACCGGCGACUACUGUGAGAAAGAGUGUCCGGAGGGACGCUGGGGUUUGGGCUGCCAGGGCAACUGCAGCUCGUGCGAGAGUGGAGGGGCGUGCAACAGGUCGACGGGAGAGUGUGACUGCAAGGCGGGAUUCAUGGGCAAAGCCUGCCAGAGCAGCUGCCCUGCCGGGCGCUUUGGUCAGGGCUGCGCGCUGCGGUGCGCGUGCGAGAAUGACGCUCAGUGCGACCCCGCCACCGGGCAGUGCUCCUGCGGCCCGGGUUGGUUCGGACACAACUGCAAGAAACCGUGCCACGCUGGGCGCUGGGGACGAAACUGCGAGCGGCUGUGCGAGUGUAACAGCGUGGUGGGCAGCUGCGAGCCGGUGACGGGGAAGUGCGUGUGUGAGGCUGGGUUCACUGGACCUCGCUGUGAACAGAAGUGCACCGCCGGAACGUUCGGGCCAAGCUGCAGGAGUCGGUGCCAGUGCGAGCACGGCGCGGCGUGUGACCACGUGAGCGGCGCGUGCACCUGCGCCGCCGGCUGGACCGGGACCUACUGCGAACGCCCCUGUCCCGACGGCUUCUUUGGGAUGGAGUGCAAGGAGCCAUGCGGCUGCCGAAACGGCGCUCACUGUAACCACAUCACGGGCCUGUGCAGUUGUGCUCCAGGCUGGGUGGGCCCCAAGUGCAGUCAGCCUUGCCAAGGGCAGACGCACGGCGAGAACUGCAGCCAGGCGUGCGACUGUCACAACGGCGCGACGUGCGAGCACGUGACGGGCCUGUGCCUCUGCACCCCGGGGUGGACGGGGGCGUCGUGCCAACGCAAGUGUGAUGCCGGAUUCUACGGAGCUGGCUGUGCACAGCAUUGUAUCUGCCGGAACGGCGCCACCUGCAGCCACGUGACGGGAGACUGCUCCUGUCCCGACGGGUGGACGGGCGUCGCCUGUGAAACUGAGUGCACAGGUGGAAAGUUUGGUGCUGGCUGUCAGCAAUCCUGCAGCUGUCAGAAUGGAGGCACGUGCGAGGCUAGGACAGGGAGGUGCACGUGCAAGGCAGGCUGGACUGGAGACACGUGCGAGUCAACGUGCCCGGCCGGGUUUUUUGGCGGGCGGUGCGGGGAGAGGUGCGAGUGCACGCACGGCGACUCGUGCCACCACGCGACGGGCGCCUGCCACUGUCACGCCGGGUGGCGCGGCCGCCACUGCGACAAGCCCUGCCUGCCGGGCCAUUACGGCGAGGGCUGCACCCGGAGGUGCUCGUGCGCGUCCGGCGUGCCCUGCGAUCACGUGACGGGGAACUGUGGCUGCCCCCCGGGAUUCACCGGCAAUGGAUGUGACCAGACUUGCCCAGCUGGAACGUUCGGUCAGAACUGCAACUCCGUGUGCCAGUGCUCAGCAGACAAUCAACAAUGCCACCCCGUCACGGGGAGGUGCAACUGCCUCGCUGGCUUCCACGGACCGCACUGUGACAGCAAGUGCCCCGAGGGCAGCUACGGCUCCGACUGCGAGCGGAAGUGCAAGUGCCAGAACGGGGGACGCUGCGACACAGCUACGGGCACGUGCGAAUGCCCCGCCGGAUUCCUCGGAGCCGACUGCGGCCAGGCCUGUCCUGCAGGCCACUAUGGCAAGGAGUGUGCAUCCCUCUGCUCCUGUGGGGAGCGGGGCUCGUGUGACCCCGUGAGUGGACGGUGCCAGUGCCAGCCUGGGCGCACAGGGGCCAAGUGCCAACAAGUGUGCCCUAGAGGGAGGUUUGGGGCUGGCUGCCAGCAGAGCUGUGCAUGCCGCAACGGCGGACUGUGCGACACAGCCAACGGGACUUGCACUUGCGGUUUGGGAUGGACUGGUCUACACUGUGAGAAAGAAUGCCCCGAAGGUAAAUACGGCGCCGGCUGCCAGGUCAGCUGCCCCUGUCGGAACAACGGCACUUGCGACCGCUUCACUGGCUGCUGCAAGUGCCCGGAGGGAGUCUACGGACACGCUUGUGAAUACGAAUGCCCACCUGGAUUCUUUGGCCUGAACUGCAUGAGGCCCUGUGACUGCAGAAACGGCGCCCUGUGCCACCCGGUGACGGGGCAGUGUGUGUGCCCAGCAGGGUACCAUGGCUCCAAGUGUGACCAUGAGUGUACCGUUGGCACUUUUGGAGACAAGUGCCUGAGCAGAUGCGACUGUGUGGAUGGCUCGCAGUGCGAUCAUGUCACGGGCAAAUGUCUCUGUCCUCCGGGCAAGGCCGGUGACAAGUGUGACGUGGAUUGCCGAGUGAACCGAUACGGGCCACAUUGCUCCUUGACGUGUGAAUGUGCCAACAAGGCACUGUGCAACCCUCGCUCUGGAAGCUGCAGCUGUCUCUACGGCUGGGUGGGACCUACCUGUCAAGAAGGUGGACCACUGCAAACCCAGCUCUGAAUGAAUGUAGCAACCUGCUCUCUCCUUCACCAGGACGGUGACUGCUCGACAUGCAGCACUUGUGCCGUUGCUAAAAAAAAAGAGAAAACAUCUAAUUGAUGACUCGCAAUGUCAAGAAAUAUCACGGUGUGGCACAUCCGAGAGAGAAAAGUGGCCUAUUGUAGACUGACUGCAGUGAAUUUCUAGUUGUACUGAUACCAUGCUGUUUACUGGCCUCUUUUGUAUAACACUUGAAGUGAAAUGUUACUGGAAAUGAUCACGUUCCUUUUGUUUUUGUUUAUGUCCACUUAUGUCACUGACGGAUGCGUGUGUGAAUUGCAUGGAGGAAAGCCAUUCUGUUUGUAGCCUUACCUAGAGGUUAUUUCCGUACAACAGCAACACACACGGAGAUAUACACAAAGUCAUUCUUGUUUUCCGUGUUCAGUAUUCAAUACUUUUGGCCAAUACAUCACCAUGGUUUAAAUUCUUUUUUAUGCCGAGUCUUUAAUACCCAAACGUUAAUACUGAUCCAAAAUAUUGGUUCAACAUUUGUCUUGUUUCUCAAGGAGAAAUAAUAACAAUGAUAAUAUAUGCAUCGUUUUAUUUUAUUGUUGCAUUCAAAAGGGAGUUCGUUGAAUGUCCUAACUGACAAUAUUAAGCAAACAGUUAAAUGAACAAGUAAACGUUUUUUUGUUCAUAGAUUAUCAUCAGCCACAAGGGUAACAUGUAUUUUUUUACACUUUUAUAUCUAAUGGUGGGUAUGAUACGAGUUAUCAAUAUCGCAAUUUAUUUUAAUUCUCUUAAUGCAGCGUAGAAAAAUAGACACACACAGCUUACGUGUUUUGUUUCACGAUUGAACUUUUUAAACAUGCCGUUUUCUUCAUUGCAUUUAUUUCCUCCCAUAUGCCACCCAAUUGUGCAAUGGAAUUCAUCUUCUGUGUUAUCAUUAACGUUAAAGUCUCAUGGGAAAAAGUCUGUAUUAAAAUCGCGUGCGAUUUUUUUUUAAUUGUGCACUGAAGAAGUUCAAAUAAAAUGGAAGGAUGAAUCUGGAAUUUGUAAAGUAAUUUGUUAACAUUGGAAUAAACCCCCACUUUAAACAUUGUGCAAUUGAUUUUGAGGAACACUAUGAAAUUGUUUUGCGAUAUCCAGCCCUGCUCAUCAAUAAAUUAUGGAAUUUUUACUGCUAUUGUAUCUACGUAAAAAUAAGGAUUAUUUUUUUGGAACCAAGAUAUAACACCGACACA